UUUCCACGUGACUGGAUCUGGCCGGAAGUAGUAGCUACCGGCUUCCGGUGAGCUUUCCGUCCGUCCGGCUCUGCGGAGUCAAGGAGAGAAAGAUUUCUACUCUGGUCAAUGACUGCCUCCCCAUGAAGAACCCCAUGAAAUGAAUAAAGCACCACAGCCUAUAACGGGACCCCCCACCGCCCCCCACCCUGCCCCCUCCCCUGGUCUGUCACAGCCAUCGUUCCCCCCUGGGCAGCCAACCUCUGUGGUGUUUGCUUCCUCAGCACCUCCUCAGAUGAACCCCACGCCACAGCCCCGACAGUUUGGCCCCGGGCCCCGACCUGUACACCAACAGACCUUCUUCGGCAGCCGGGGCAGCCUGCCGUCCGGCACCGGGCCGCGGGGCGUCCCGCCCAGCACCGCUCCUCGGCCUGUGGCUUCUACCCACGUCUACCAGGCGGGCCCUGGAUCCCAGAUGAUGAUGAUCCCCCAGCAGCAGCUGCAGUUUCCCAGCUCCCCUCAAGGCCCCGCCUACUUCAUUGGACAGUACCGCUCGCCGACCUACGUGGCCACCCCCCAGCAAUACUCGGUCCCAACCGGAACCCCGGCUUUCUACCCCGGAACCAGCCCAGCUGAAUACGGUACUUAUGGGACCUACUACCCUGCACAGCCUCCUUUCCCCCCCUCUGUGCAGGCAGCACCCGUCAUCAUGAAUCCGGCCCCCCAGCAGCAGCAGGCUCCGCCUCAGCCCCCUCAGCAGGUCCCCACCAAGCGGGAACGCAAACAGAUCAGGAUCAGAGAUCCUAACCGAGGAGGCCAGGACAUCACGGAGGAGAUCAUGUCAGGGGGCCGCAGCGGCUCCACCCCGACGCCCCCACAGACGUCUGGACCAGAGAGCCCGGCGCCGCCUCAGGCCAACGGUGAGAACAUCUCAGCAUCAGCAGCCCUGGGGGGACUAGAUGGAGCAGAUGACGGCGGGAAGCUAACGCCGCUCUCUCUGACCCCUGAGCUCGCCAAGGUGGACACCCCCCUGACGGAGGCCCCUUCCUCUGCCCCCCCUCCACUCUCACACACCUCUAACCCAGCCCCCAGUGAUGUGAUGGAUGCCCCGCCCCCUCAGAGAGGCCCCUCCCCCCCAGUAGCUCCUGAGGUUCCUGCCUACCCUGCACCACUGCCUGAGCCGGCCCCCCCCAGCAGCUGUGCAGCAGAGGGGGAGGAGCCAGAGGAAGGCGUGGUGUCCGUGGAGCUGUCCCUCAGCUCAAACGGCGUGGCAGACCUGGACUCAGAGGGGUCCCCCCCUCAGUCAGAGGACGCCCUAGAAUCUCCCAUCGUUCAGCCCGAGGAGCUCCGUUUACCCAACGGCCUCCAGGCCCCACAGCGCCCCCCUGCAGCCGCCGCAGCCGAGCGCCACGACAGCCCGAUAGCCGAGCCUGAUCUGAGAGAGGAGGCCGGCCCACCUAGCUCACAGCCCGCUAUGGCCACGCCCACUGCCGCUGAGCUGGUACCAUCUGUUGCUACUGAAACCCGGACUGAAACCGAUCAGCCGGAGCCACAGGACGGCGUCUCCAAGGACGUCCCUGAGGCUCCGCAGCCUGACGCCAAGGAGGAGACGCCAUCUCCCACAGAGACGGUUUCCUCUACUCCUCCUCCUCCUCAUGUUCCUGCUCCUCCCACAGUGGAGGAGAAGGAUGCUCCCAGUCCUCCUGCCGUCACCCCCUCCCCUGUAGAAUCUACUAUGCAAGCUGCUCUGUCUGUGCCAAAGAAGAAGAGGAAGAUGAAGGACCUGAACAAGAAGGAGGCGGUUGGAGACCUCCUGGAUGCCUUUAAAGAGGAGCAGGUAGCUGCCCGACCCGAGCCUGAGCCGGCGCCUGCCCCCCCCUCAGAGCCAAAGCCCCCUAUUGCAGCCCCCCUACUCCAGGAGGAGGCCGACCUGACCUGGGAGGACAAAGAGGACAAGCUGGACGCCGAGAACAUUCAGUCUGCUUCUACCGACAAGAAAUACCAGUACAAAGAGGAUCUGUCCAAGCCAAUUAACAGAGAGGAGAAGAAGAAAUACGACAGACAGUUCCUCCUUGAGUUCCAGUUCAGCUCCGCCAGCAUGAACAAGCCUGAAGGUCUGCCGGCCAUCAGCGACGUUGUCCUGGACAAGGCCAACAAGACUCCUCUUCGCCAGUUGGACUCCAGCCGCCUCCCAGGGAUGAACUGUGGCCCUGACUUCACGCCCUCCUUCGCCAACCUUGGCAGGCCUGGAAUGGGGGGAGGAAGCCGAGGACCUCCCCCUGGAAUGGGCCUUGGGGUGGGCGUGCCCCGACGGUCCCAGCAGGUCCCCAGGAAGGAGCCGAGGAAGAUCAUCACCAGCAUGUCGCUCAACGACGACGUGCAGCUGAACAAGGCGGAGAAGGCUUGGAAACCGUCGGUAAAGAAAACGACUCGGAGCCGAGAGGCCGAGCAGCCGCAGGAGAAUGACCCCGAGCAGAUGAAAACCCAGGAGCUGUUCAAGAGGGUCCGCAGUAUCCUCAACAAACUCACCCCCCAGAAGUUCCAGCAGCUGAUGAAGCAGGUGCAGGAGCUGACCAUCGACACCGAGGAGAGGUUAAAGGGCGUCAUCGACCUCACCUUUGAGAAGGCCAUCUCCGAGCCCGACUUCUCUGUGGCCUACGCCAACAUGUGCCGCUGUCUCUCAGGGCUGAAGGUCUUAAACCCAGAAAAGCCCGGCUCUGAAGUAAAUUUUCGCAAGCUGCUGCUAAACCGGUGCCAGAAGGAGUUUGAGAAGGACAAAGAUGAUGAUGAGAUCUUUGAGAAGAAGCAGAAGGAACUGGAAGCUGCCUCUGGGGAGGAGGUGAAGCAGCGGCUGCGAGAGGAGCUGGAGGAGGCCAAAGACAAAGCCAGGCGGCGCUCCCUGGGCAACAUUAAGUUCAUUGGGGAGCUUUUCAAACUCAAAAUGCUCACUGAGGUGAUCAUGCACGACUGCAUCGUAAAGCUGCUCAAUAACCAUGACGAGGAGUCUCUGGAAUGCCUCUGCAGACUGCUGUCCACCAUCGGCAAGGACCUGGACUUUGAGAAGGCCAAGCCUCGGAUGGACCAGUACUUCAACCAGAUGGAGAAAAUUAUCAAGGAGCGGAAGACCACCUCCAGGAUCCGUUUCAUGCUGCAGGAUGUGCUGGACCUCCGACGGAACAACUGGGUUCCCCGGAGAGGCGACCAGGGCCCCAAGACCAUUGACCAGAUCCACAAGGAGGCGGAGAUGGAGGAGCAUCGAGAGCAGCUGAAGGUCCAGCAGGCCCUCAUCUCCAGGAAGGAGUCCGGAGGCCGAAUGGGAGACAGAGGCCCUGGAGGUCGCGGUGGCCCUCACACCCCGGGGCGCGGCGCCCCCAUCCAGGACGAGGGCUGGAACACCAUCCCCAUUUCCAAGAACCGGCCCAUCGACACGUCCCGCCUCAGUAAAAUCACCAAGACCCCUGUGCUGGACUUCAACAAUCAGCUGCUGGCCCCCGGGGGUAAAGGCACCUGGGGGAGCUGGGGGAAGGGCAGCAGUGGUGGCACCAGUACAAAACCUUCAGAACCUGGCCCCGAGUCCGGAACCCGUCCCACCACCAGCACUCUGAACAGGUUCUCCGCCUUGCAGCAGCCUUCGUCCUCAGCGUUUGACUCGGAGAGGAGAGCUCCUCAGAGGAACAGCUCCAGUAUAGAGCGCGGCGACCGCUUCGACCGAGGCGGCGACCGUUUUGACCGGCGGGACGAUCGCAACCGGGUCCAGGUCACAAAACGUAGCUUCAGUCGCGAGAAGGAGGAACGGAGCCGUGAGAGAGAGCAGCGCGGAACGGCCGACCCGGUUCGCCGGGUGGCCAGCGUGACCGAAGAACGUGAGAGAGGCAUUGCCGAGCGGCCAAGGAGCAAGGAGCAAGCCAAGCAGCAGGCGGUCUCUCCUCCUCCGCCCACACCGGCACUGACGGUGGAGGAGCUGGAGAAGAAGUCAACGGCCAUCAUUGAGGAGUACCUCCACAUCAACGACAUGAAGGAAGCCCUGCAGUGCGUACGGGAGCUACAGAGCCCGGAGCUGCUCUUCGUGUUCGUGCGAAGCGGCCUGGAGUCGACGCUAGAGCGCAGCACCAUUGCCAGGGAGCACAUGGGCCAACUGCUGCACCAGCUCAUCAGAACCGGCAUCCUGCCGACCCAGCAGUACUUUAAAGGGUUCCAGGAGAUCCUGGAGGUGGCAGAGGACAUGGCCAUAGACAUCCCCCACAUCUUCCUGUAUCUGGCAGAGCUGAUCGCCCCCAUGCUGCAUGAUGGCGGCAUCCCCAUGGGACCGCUGUUCAGGGAGAUCUCCAAGCCUCUGAUCCCUCUGGGCAAAGUUGGAGUCCUGAUAGCCCACAUCCUCACUCUGCUGUGCAAAGAAAUGAGCCAUAAAAAGGCUGGCACCAUGUGGAGAGAGGCGGGGCUUAGCUGGACAGACUUCCUUCCUGAAGACGUGGACUUCAACAAGUUUGUGACGGAAAAGAACGUUGAGUUCACUCUGGGCGAAGGGUCAGAGAAGAGCAGGAAGGAGAUGAGUCCUGCAGAGCUGAGCAAGCAGCUGGUCAGGCUUCUUCAGGACCAGGCAGACAACGAGAGGAUUUUUGACUGGAUCGAGGCCAACCUGGACGAGCAGCAGAUGUCGUCUAACGCGUUUAUCCGAACCCUGAUGACCUGCGUCUGUCAGUCGGCCAUAAUCUGUGAGACCCCGUACAAGGUAGACGGUGAGGUGAUCAAGCAGAGGGCCAAGCUGCUGCAGAGGUACCUGAAGGACGAGCAGAAGGAGCUCCAGGCUCUGUACGGCCUGCAGGCCCUGAUGGUGCAGAUGGAGCAGCCUGCCAAUCUGCUGCGGAUGUUCUUCGACACGCUUUAUGACGAGGACGUGAUCAAAGAGGAGGCCUUCUACAAGUGGGAGUCCAGCAAAGACCCCGCCGAGCAGCAGGGAAAAGGCGUGGCCCUCAAGUCCGUCACUGCUUUCUUCACGUGGCUCCGCGAAGCAGAGGAGGAAUCCGACAACAGCUAGGAGAACCUGGAGGAACCUGAAGCCUGGCGUGGAGGCUGGGAAGGAGAGCCUGAACCUGGAAGCUCCUUCAAAUGGGACAGAUUGUAUUUUGGAUUCAAACUUUCAGAUGUUUUCUUGGUUCCUUUUGUUUUUUUGUGGUUUCUAGUUUUCACCCUUGGCAGCAGAAUGUCUGAUGAGAACUACAGGAUUAGAGAAGCUAAGAUGGAGAUGCUGCUGCUGCGAAGUUUGUUUGCGUUUGCUCAGCGCAGCGCAGCGACACUAAAGGCGCCAUCCAGCGCUGCCACGUCUAUUUUUAAUGAUGGCUGAGCUGCAUGAUGAGCUUCUUUAAAAGAGGAGCAGCUGAGUUUCUGACUGGAAAAACUUUUAUAAGAAAAUAAUAAAACUACAAAGAGGAACACCGAGGGCGUUUUUCCGUUUCAGACACGGCUGUGACCUUUGGCCUCUGAAGGAUGACGCCGCCGCGUCGCCCUGAAGCAAAGUGGACUGUAAACCUUCAGCGUUGGUUUUAAAAAGAAACAUGUAUUUUAAAACCAAGUUUAGCUGCAGAUCCUUCAGUGGAUCUAAGGGAGAGUCGUGUAAAUAGCAGAUGGAGCCUCACUUCUCCUGUAUUUAUAGUUUCUCUCCUCAGAAGGUGCACCCAUUGAUUACAGUUUAAUUGAAAAUGUGUAAAUACUUUUGCUUUACUUUAUUAAAAAGGUAUUUAAUUAAA
This is a messenger RNA of Cyprinodon tularosa, 5723 nucleotides long. Its product is annotated as eukaryotic translation initiation factor 4 gamma 1-like. The record is from RefSeq and is a predicted model, not a curated record. Gene Ontology annotation, cellular component: eukaryotic translation initiation factor 4F complex. Gene Ontology annotation, molecular function: translation initiation factor activity; protein binding; mRNA binding. The transcript has 31 exons. Lineage: Eukaryota; Metazoa; Chordata; Actinopteri; Cyprinodontiformes; Cyprinodontidae. Bases 140 to 5014 code for a protein of 1624 amino acids.